CCAAUGGCUUCCAAGCCCUCAGUCUCCAAAUCUCUUCUCCUACUCUUCAAUCUCAUCUUCUUCACCUUCCUCUCUUCCACCACUGCCACCAACUGCCCUAUAGAUGCCCUAAAGCUAGGUGUUUGUGUGGACCUUCUUCAAGGCUUGCUGAGCCUUCGCAUCCCUUCAAAGGAAGGCUGCUGCCCUCUCAUUAAUGGUCUUGCUGACCUUGAUGCUGCUGCCUGCCUUUGCACCACCAUCAAGGUUAAUCUCUUGAAUGUCAUCAACCUCACUCUUCCCAUUGAUCUCUCCUUACUCCUCAACUACUGUAGUGGAAAUGCUGCUUCGGGCUUCAAGUGCUCUUAA
Messenger RNA from Dioscorea cayenensis subsp. rotundata (Guinea yam), 345 nucleotides. RefSeq names its product putative lipid-binding protein AIR1. The coding region runs from base 4 to 345 and encodes 113 amino acids. The record is from RefSeq and is a predicted model, not a curated record. Lineage: Eukaryota; Viridiplantae; Streptophyta; Magnoliopsida; Dioscoreales; Dioscoreaceae. The transcript has a single exon.